GAAGAACAUUACUAUUUGUAUUCAUUCUUUUGUCUUUGUUUUUGUUUUUGAUUCUUAGAAUUUUUUUUUUACAUUGGUGACCUCUUUCUCAUCUAUGAACGGUCUUAUGAAUGAAGUUCCUGAUAACUUUAACAAACAUGCUUUGAAUAGCAUGAUGCAGCGUGCAAAACAACUUCAACUACAAGGUGCUAAUGAAGAUACCAACCAAGAACUGGCUCACAUUAUGACCUUUUUACGAAGUAUGAAAAGACAACCUCAACCUAUGAGAGUGGAAGCUUCUUCUUUGCCUAUGAACAACAUGAACUCCAAUGAAUUACCCAAUGCAUCGUCUUCUUUUACAAAAUCACAACUUACUACUCUACGACAUCAGAUCCUCGCUUUCAAACUCAUUUCGAAAAACAUGCCACUUCCACCUCAUUUACAACAAGCCAUUUUAUCACCGAUAUCACAACAACAUUCUCCUACUUCAGACAAUAACAAUACUAAACUACCUUUAGAACAUCACCACUCCUCUGACGAACCUACUCAAGUAUUCAAUGCUUAUACCUCACCUUACACUCUGAUACAUCGAUCAACACAUACAUCUUCGAAUCGCUUACGGCCUCACCACCAACGUUUAUUAGUUCCCAGUAUCACACCUCUUGGAGUGGAUUCUUAUUCUAUUAUCUCUGAAAGGGAACGUCGAAUGCAAGCAAGAAUGAAAUACCGUAUGGAUGAAUUGGAAAAAUUACCUAGUAACCUAAACGAUCAUACCCAUCAACAUCCAUGGUCUAUAAAUCAGCAAUCUGAUCACUCUAGCACCAAAUUACGAGCUGUGAUCGAACUCAAGGCAUUAAGACUCUUGUCAAAACAGAAAAAGCUCCGUGAACAAGUGAUUCAUGCUGUCGACCGAUCAACCACACUUUCCACAUCUGCAGACAGACUGGCUUACCGACGUAUGAAGAAACAAUCCUUACGUGAAGCUCGUAUGACAGAAAAAAUUGAACGUAAUCAACGAUUGGAACGUGAACAUCGUGAGAAGAAAAAACAAAUGGAUUAUCUCCAAUCUAUUUGUGAUCAUGGACGUACUUUGGUGACGGGACAUUAUGAACAUAAAGCCAAGCAAUCCAAAUUAGGUAGAACCGUCUUACAAUUCCAUGCGCAUAUUGAAAAAGAAGAACAAAAGAAGAUGGAACGAUUAUCCAAGGAACGUAUUCAAGCAUUGAAAAAUGAUGAUGAAGAGGCAUAUAUGAAAUUGAUCGAUCAAGCCAAGGAUACUCGAUUGACUCAGUUAUUGAAGCAAACCGGUGGAUUUUUGGACUCUUUGACAUUGGCUGUCGCUGAUCAACAAAAUGAUCCUGUACAUGGGCGUCAUCAUGAAGAUGAUAUGGAUCGUACUGAUACUACUGUUGAUGGUAAACAAGAUUAUUUCCAAGUAACUCAUCGUAUCAAGGAAGCCGUUAUUCAACCUUCUAUCCUUGUUGGUGGUACAUUGAAAGAAUAUCAGCUCAAAGGACUUCAAUGGAUGGUAUCUCUUUACAACAAUCAUUUAAAUGGGAUUCUUGCAGAUGAAAUGGGGCUUGGGAAAACGAUUCAAACUCUUAGUCUUAUCACUUAUCUUAUUGAAUACAAGCGACAAAUGGGUCCCUUUUUGAUUAUUGUGCCAUUAUCAACUUUACCAAAUUGGGUAUUAGAAUUUGAAAAAUGGGCACCUUCCAUUACUAAAAUUGUAUACAAAGGAAAUCCUCAAGUUCGUCGACCAUUACAAUACAAUAUUAAACAAGGUGAUUUCCAGGUGCUUUUAACGACUUUUGAUUACAUUAUCAAAGAUAGACCGGUACUAUGCAAAGUGAAAUGGACUUAUAUGAUUAUGGAUGAAGGUCAUCGAAUGAAAAAUGCAAAUUCCAAAUUGACCACUGUACUUCGACAAUAUUAUACAACAAGAUAUCGUUUGAUUUUGACUGGUACCCCAUUACAGAACAACUUGCCAGAAUUAUGGGCAUUACUCAAUUUUAUUCUUCCCAAGAUUUUCAAAAGUCUCAAGAGUUUUGAAGAAUGGUUCAAUACUCCCUUCUCCAAUCAAGGUGUACAAGACAGAGUGGCACUUAAUGAAGAAGAACAGUUAUUGAUCAUCAAACGACUUCAUAAAGUACUUCGACCUUUCUUACUUCGACGGUUGAAACGGGAUGUAGAAUCUGAAUUGCCAGAUAAGGUAGAACGUGUGAUCAAAUGUAAAUUGUCACCUUUACAAUCAAGGAUUUACAAUCAAAUGAAGAAACAUGGUAUUCUUUUUACUGGUGAUCUUGAACGAGGAAGCAAGAAUGGGGUCAAGGGACUUAACAAUACAUUGAUGCAAUUACGAAAAAUAUGCAAUCAUCCUUUUGCUUUUGAACAAGUUGAAAAUGCGGUAAAUCCUUUACGGCGAUCCAAUGAACUUCUCUUCCGUGUGUGCGGCAAAUUUGAAUUAUUAGAUCGUAUGUUACCAAAAUUAGAACGAACUGGUCAUAGGGCUUUGAUCUUUUUCCAAAUGACACAAAUUAUGAAUAUUAUGGAAGAUUUCCUUGCAUAUCGUGGUUUUAAUUACCUUCGAUUGGAUGGUUCAACAAAGGCUGAUGAUCGAUCGAUGAUGCUCAAACAAUUCAAUGCGCCCAAUUCUCCUUAUUCUGUGUUUCUUCUUAGUACUCGUGCUGGUGGAUUAGGAUUGAAUUUGCAAACAGCUGAUACAGUGAUUAUAUUUGACUCGGAUUGGAAUCCCCAUCAAGAUUUACAAGCUCAAGAUCGUGCUCAUCGUAUUGGUCAAACAAAGGAAGUCAGGAUCUUUAGAUUGGUAUCAGCAAAUACAGUGGAAGAAAGUAUCUUGGCUAGAGCUAAUUACAAACUGGAUAUUGAUGGCAAAGUGAUUCAAGCUGGUAAAUUCGAUAAUCGAAGUACAGAUGAAGAUCGUGAAGCAUUUUUGGUAAGUUCAUUGAAAACAGAUAUCUAUUUAGAUGAUACUCAUAUUAUUAUUAUUAUACAGAGAUCCUUAUUGGAAGACAAGAAUGAUGAUCAAUCAUCUGAUGAUGAUGAUGAAAUGAUGGAUAAUGAAGAACUGAAUCAAAUCUUAUUCCGAAAAGACGGUGAUCUCGAGGUGUUUGCUCAAGUAGAUGCUGACAAGGAAAAAGAAGAUCUAGAAUGGUGGCGACGAAUAGGUGGUACUGGAAAGCCAGAACGAUUAAUUCAAGAAUCAGAAAUCCCAGAUAUAUACAAGCAAGAAGAUUAUACACCUUACAAACGGGAUGAUACAGAAUAUGGACGUGGUCAACGUGUACGAGAUGACGUCCAAUAUGUUGAUGGAUUAUCAGAUGAUGAUUUAUUCCUUGAAUCUGAUGAUGAUGAACAAGAAGGAACAAAUACUACUCGUUCUCCUAGUGUACAAGGAACAAGAAAAUCAAGAUGGAAAGGCAAACCUCUUCUUGAAGAAGAUAGUGAUAGUAGUAGUCCUCGACGUGGUGGUGGAAGACGAAAACGUGAAGAUUCUACAGAUUCUGAAGGACCAAGAAAAAGAGCUGGUCGUGUCAAAUUGGAUGGACCGAUGCCAAAACGAGGAAGAAGAUCAGCACAUAAUGACAUGAAUGGCCCUGAUACAGUUUCACCCCGUGUUAGAAAACAAAUGACAGAAAUCUUUGAAAAAGUAUAUCAAGCAGCUUUGGAAGCACGUGAAGAGGAUGAAGAUACUUAUCGUGACCUUAGUGAUUUAUUCAUGACGUUGGUGGAUAAAUCUGAAUACCCGACUUAUUAUACAAUGAUCAAAAACCCUAUUUCUAUGGAAAUAAUUCAACAACGUAUUCAUUCUCCUUAUUAUCGAACCAUUCAACAAUUCCGGGAUGAUUUUUGUCUCAUGUACAACAAUGCAAGAACAUUCAAUGAAGAAGGAUCUUAUGUUUAUGAAGAUGCCAAUACUUUACAGUCGAUCGUUGAAGCCAAAUUAGAAGAAUUAUGUCCUGGUGGUGUGAUGCCUUCUUCUAAUGUAGUUUGAAACAAACAUUGAUAUCUUUUAUUAUUAUAUUUUUUUUCUAUUUUUCUUUUUAGUUUAGUUAUUCUUCAUCAUUUUUUUUUGUGUGAUAUCUGUAUAUAUAUAAAAUAUACAAUUUUUUUUUUUUUGGAAACAAUAAGAGAAAAAAAGUCAAUUAACGAAACCAAUCAUCUGUUUUUUUUGUCGAUCCGAAGAUCCUUUUUUCGCACAGUGACAAUCCAAUGAUUUCAUUGGACAAGUUUUAAUUUUUUU
This is a messenger RNA of Halteromyces radiatus, 4243 nucleotides long. Its product is annotated as SNF2 family N-terminal domain-containing protein. Gene Ontology annotation, molecular function: ATP-dependent chromatin remodeler activity; DNA binding; ATP binding. The transcript is spliced from 15 exons. Gene Ontology annotation, biological process: positive regulation of transcription by RNA polymerase II. The record is from RefSeq and is a predicted model, not a curated record. Gene Ontology annotation, cellular component: nucleus. Lineage: Eukaryota; Fungi; Mucoromycota; Mucoromycetes; Mucorales; Cunninghamellaceae. Bases 95 to 3994 code for a protein of 1299 amino acids.